UGCACCAAGGAGCGAUCAGCACGCUGUCGGGCAACAUCCUCCUUGUCAGUGACAGUCAGGGUGGCGCGCGACGAGUGACGUCACCAGGUGAGGCUAGCCUGGAGGGCUGCAGAAGUAACUGAAUUACGGCGGGUCUUCGUGAAACGGUUUGGGAAGAAGAUGGCCAAUUACAAGGAAACUCGCACGGACGAGAAAGAGGAGGAAAGCGGGACGGUGGCUGUCACCUCAGAGCGAGACGACACGAGUGAUCAUACAGAGAGUGAUGGAAAUGUGCAGUCAUCAAAAGAAACUGGAACGUCAUCCUUAGCAGAAGAAAAUUUUGAAGAAGAGGAAAAAGAAGUAGAUUCUCAGAAAAGUAAACAUAAACUCAAGACAGAGACCUAUCUUAAGCCAUGGUGUGAAAAAUGCAAGGCCUUGCAAACUCUUUCCUGUGAAGAAGUAUCUCCAAAAAAUACUUCCAAAGGGGGCUUUGUCUUGAAGCUGGAUAGUGAAGGAACAUACCAGUGCAUGGCAACUGGUUUAGUAUUUGAAGUAGAAGGAAAAAUUACAAUCACAUAUUCAGUACUAUCCUGGAGCAAAUACAGUAUGCAUCUGAAAAAACCAUGGAAGAUUGUUGGCCCACUUUUUGAUAUUGACUGUGAUCCAACCAUUCUAAUAGCAGUUCAUUUUCCCCACUCUCUGUGUUUAGGAGAUCAUGAUGCACACAUGAAGCUGAGAAUUCUCCAUUUUAAGAAAAGUACAGCCAUAAUAGAGCCCUCACAUGACCAUUCUGGGUCCCAUGUCAAGUGGAAUGUUACUUCACUGUCUCCAAUGGGUCCUAUUGCUGAGACAUCAGAGCCAGCAGGACAUCACGGUGUUGUUCUUAUUUAUAUGGUGGUGGGGCAUGGAUCUUCAACAUCCUUUCGCAUUCAUUUUUCUGCAAAUAAUAACUCUGAAAUACAGGAUAUAUAUCAAGACUGCAGAACAUCUUGCAAAAGAUACAUAAAAAUUGAUAAACCUCCUGUUUGUCAGAAACUAUUGGAAGAAAACAAAAAGUACAAGCUAAUCAGUGAGCCCGAAGCUGAUGUAACACCUCAGGAAAUACAGUUUGUGACAGAGGUUCUUGCAAUUAAACCUUACUUUGAAGUUUAUUAUGAACAACCAACUCCAUUUAAAAUAUCAUUAGUAGAAGCUGAUUCUGACCAGGUUAUCUGGACAACAGCACUAAGAGAGGAUGAUUUUGAUCAACGUUAUCUAAAAGGGAUUAAAAGGAGACGCUCUAGCAACACAUCUGAUGAAGAAGACAAUAAUUUUAAAAGUCCCAAAUGGAAUGAUAUGACAGAUGGACAACAGAGAAGCACUAAUGCAUGUGUAACAGACAAGCAGAUUAUGGCAAUUGCCCAGCGACUUGACAAAAAAUGGAAAGAGAUUGCCAUAACUUGCCUUAAUCUUUCAAAAAAGGACAUUGACAGGAUUCAAGGGGAGGAAGAUGAUCUUACAAUGCAAAAGUUUUUGAUGCUUGAUGAAUGGAGAAAUAAGAAAAAAAAUGAUGCAACAUUAAGAAACCUGUCCAAGUCUCUGCGAGAGUCUGAAAUUCCAGUUGAGCUAAAUAACUUUCUCGAAGAUAUGUUGAAAAACACAAAGGACAAUGCGAAGCAUUAAAACUGCUGGAUUUCUGGAAAUUUGUUGGUGAAUUUUAUGUCUUUAUCCUCAGGAAAUACUUUCACUUUACACUGUUUUCAGACAUUUUUACUUAUUUGUUGAACUUGUUCCUUGCCCUGGUAAUAAUAAACAUGAGACGCUCUGUGCAGUUUCAUUUUGUGUUGUUUAAUGUUGUGCAGAGGAUCAUUUCUUUAAUUAGCUUAAUAGAUACUUGUAUUAAUUGAACUUUACAAAAAGGAAUAUUCUUUAAAUUGGUGAAGCUGUGAAAAAGUGUUUAUCAGCACUUUAAAACCAGGUUUGACUUUUAUUCACAAGUUGGCUUUUUGCAACUUGUAUAACUGCCCUGUUCCACAUGAAAGAUGAAAUUAAUGUUAACUUGUUAUUGUUCAUAUAUUCAUUGAAAAUAUUGUUUUCUUAUCUGGAAUCUAGGAAGAUGAGUUUAUUUAGAAUCACUUGCAGCUCCUGCUCAGACAAGAAUGUUGCAAAUGUAGCAAUUCAACCUUUUAUGUUCAGUUCUGACAAAAUAUAUUUUUAUACUUGAACAAUCUAAAAACUUAACACUUGAGUUCUUUAUGUGAAUUUGGUUUUUGUGGAAUCAAUAAAAAAAUUGUGUCCAGUG
Molecule: messenger RNA, 2260 nt
Organism: Polypterus senegalus (gray bichir)
Lineage: Eukaryota; Metazoa; Chordata; Cladistia; Polypteriformes; Polypteridae
Exons: 13
Coding region: 160-1641 (493 amino acids)
Biological process (GO): regulation of DNA-templated transcription elongation; signal transduction; mRNA export from nucleus
Cellular component (GO): THO complex part of transcription export complex
Molecular function (GO): protein binding
Source: RefSeq, a predicted model, not a curated record